GCCCGGAUGCUGAGGCGCGCAGACGGAGUGCGGGCCGGCGCGGAGGCGGAGCUGACCUCGCUCGUCUCUCCUUUUUUUUCUUUCCCCUUGAGGAGCCGGUGGCGGCGGCUGAGGAGGCGAAGGGGGCUGAGGCGGGCGAUGGCGGCGAGGGCCCUGAGCGCCUGAGGGAGAGAGCGCGAGAGGCUCCCCUCAGAGAGCGCGGCGCCUUUACCGGCAAAGGGGGCCCCCCCACCCACUCUGGCGGGGGCUGGGGGGCGCCGCCCGGGACUAGGCCGCGGAGGAGGGGGCUUCCCGCCGGAGGAGCAGGGGGGCGCCAUGGGGGCUUCGGCCCGGCCUUGAGAGACCCCCCCCUCCUCCAAGACCCCCCCUCCCUCUCCCCCCUCCCUUCCUGCCCCCCCUUGGGGGGGUCUCCCUCCCCCCCUCCCCCCCCGCCCCCCCAGGAUGUUCUCGGUGCUGUCCUACGGGCGCCUGGUGGCCCGGGCCGUCCUGGGCGGCCUCUCUCAGACGGACUCCCGCGACUACAGCCUGGUGACGGCCAGCUGCGGCUUCGGCAAGGACUUCCGCAAGGGCAUCCUGAAGAAGGGCAUGUGCUACGGCGACGACGCCUGCUUCGUGGCCCGGCACCGCUCGGCCGAUGUGCUGGGGGUGGCAGACGGCGUCGGAGGCUGGCGAGACUACGGUGUCGACCCCUCUCAGUUCUCAGGGACCCUGAUGCGCACUUGCGAACGCUUGGUCAAGGAAGGACGGUUUGUGCCCAGCCACCCGGUGGGCAUCCUCACCACAAGCUACUGUGAGCUGCUGCAGCACAAAGCCCCCCUGCUCGGGAGCAGCACCGCCUGCAUUGUUGUCCUGGAUCGGACUACUCGGCGCCUGCACACGGCCAAUCUAGGCGAUUCGGGCUUCUUGGUGGUCCGGGGGGGCCGGGUGGUGCACCGCUCCGACGAGCAGCAGCACUAUUUCAAUACUCCGUUCCAGCUCUCGAUAGCGCCGCCCGAAGCCGAGGGAGUCGUCUUCAGCGACAGCCCGGAUGCUGCCGACAGCACCACUUUUGACGUUCAGCUGGGAGACAUCAUCCUGACCGCCACAGACGGGCUCUUCGACAACAUGCCCGACUACAUGAUCCUCCAGGAGCUGAAGAAACUGAAGAACUCGAAUUACGAAAGCAUCCAGCAGACGGCGAGCAGCAUUGCCGAGCAAGCGCACCAGCUGGCCUACGACCCAAAUUAUAUGUCUCCCUUUGCACAGUUCGCGUGUGACAAUGGACUGAAUGUAAGAGGUGGGAAACCUGAUGACAUCACUGUUCUUCUCUCUAUAGUAGCUGAAUACACAGACUGACCAGCUGUGACACUCAAGCUUUUAAAGACUGGUUAUGUCUCCAGAUGUUCUCCGCUUCACACGUACUAUUUUCCUGCGGGCAGGAAGUCUCUCUCUCUCUCUCUCUCUGCAUCUGACCUCAGUGGCUAAACACACCUUACGUCCAUUGCCUGUUUUAAGAUGCAGCCAAGACCCCCCGGCCCAAAACCUCAGCUGGAGGACACCUGGGGGACACCUCCAAGCAAGAAAUGAAGAAUUUUUCAAUACUUGAAGCCUGUCUUUCAAAAUUGACUCGGAGCUAUUGCGUAGAAAGCAGCGUGGCGGGGAGGGGAGGGGAGGGAGGGGCUGAAGGGGGAAUAACCUUUACUUAUGGCUCUGAAGAAAAGGGCGAGCAAACAAGGACGUCAAAUUGGCUUUGCGUAGUUUAAAACUAAUUCUGGGGAAGGGGUCUUGUUUGUUUGUUCCAAAUCAGCAAACGGAACCUGAACAGGUAUUGCUGGGGAGGGCGGGAGGGGGAAAGCCCAUUUCUCAUCGUUGGAAGCUCAGUAGGUCCCGUCUCCUGGCUUAACAUGUUGGAAAACGUAUGUUUGUAGCCGAAUUCUCCACGGGCUUUCCAAGUGCAGCCUUUUCGUCUCCACGGGCUUUCCAAGUGCAGCCUAUACGUUUCGAACCUGGGCGACUUGAAGGUGCGCUGGCUGGGGAAUUCUGGGAGUUGAAGUCCGCCCAUCUUCCAAGUUGCAAAAAAAAUCGGUCUGCACGGUAUUAGCCAGGGGUCUUCGUCACUCAGUUUGGAACGCACAACUCGUCUCGAAUUGUGGCGCGCAUGUGUGAAAGGAGUGUUUGUGAAAGGUGCUAAACUGUUAACAACCAGUGGAACGGGGCCCAUUUGGUAGCUGGAUAUUUUCUGCCCGACCACCGCCUAACGCUUUGGGGGCAGAAAAAUCUCAAAGAGGUCGAGGGAGGCUGAGCACCGGUGAAAGGUUUGCGCAUAGGAUUCCCUGAGAAAGUACAUGUUUACAGGGCUCUAGUUGCUAAUUGGCGAUAUUGUGAUUUUUUUCCUCCCUUUUUGCAUCGACACACAACUCAGUGCAAUUUCUCAGUAGCUAUUAAGUUCCCCUACCCCGUUUUUCUAAAGCUGUUUUUAUUUAUACAUAACGCCUAGAGGGAUGUAUAAAACUCUCGGUCAGUUUUUUCAUAAAUUUUGUUGUUGGUGGUGUUUAUUGCCAGUAGGAGAAACAAAAAGUCCUUCGCAACGAAAAAGCCAUGUUUUAUACAGCAAGUUGGGGUCACGUUGAUGUUUAGUUGAUAAUCUUGGCGAGUAAAAGCAACCGUCCUUUUUUUUUUUUCUUUAAAAGAAAAACUCACAACAAAGGGGUGUGUGUGUGUGUGUGUGUUGUUUUUUUUUACUGCCAGGUUUAUUCCUGUUAAAAUUGUACGUUUUGAGGUUACCUCAGCCUGUUUUAAAAAUUAUUUUUUUUGGUGGCUGUAACUAUACAUUUGCAUAAUUGUGUCCGGCUUUUAUUUAUAAUUUUAACAUGUACCGUGUACAUGUGGGUUCGUUUCGAUGCGUCCUGCUUUCUAACAGGCAUUUCAGUUGUGACGAUAGGGGGCAAAAUAAUAAUAAUAAUAAUUCAUUUUUUAGAAGCUGUUCCGACCGACGUUUCCAAGUUUUCUUUUAGAAAUCACCUUCGUUUUUCUUUCGUCCAGAUUGCCUUAACAACGUAGCUUGACGAAACUGAUCGGUUUUGGGGGGUACGGAUACAGGGUGGCGUACAGUGGAUGGAUGAAAAUUGCACCAUAUUAAAAAAAAAAAACCAAACCCACUUAGGCCCAUUAUAAUGUUGUACAAACCAUUUCAAGCCCCUUCCCCUCAUCCUGGCGCUGACCCAGCUGGGCCUAAGUACCUUGGGCUAGAAAUUGUAUAUUAAUAGGUCUUUUAUGCAGCCCCUUCGUCCCCGCUUCGUGGGAGGGGUAGGCCAGCUCUUAAUUGGGAAUUCGCCUCUCGCUGGUUGCCAUCUCUUUACUUUUGAGCAACCCCUGAGGGAGCUACUGUCGUCCCCCCCGUUUCCCCCACUGUCCUGGGUCUCUUAGAGAUCAAGCAGGGGUCAUAUUCUCGCCGCCGCCUUCUGCAACACGGUCGGCUGACGAUGGAGGGGAAGGUGCUUUAAAACGCCGUGGCGGAACCUUGCCGGCUUUUAAGGCCGGUGGACUUUGCCCCCCCCCCCCCCCCCGAAUUGCCCUGCCAGCUGCGGGGGGAAUUCUGGGAGUUGAAGUUCACCCGUCUUAAAAGCCGCCAAGGUGGUUGAGCAAACACGGCUUUUAGAAGUAGCGAUGGGGUUCGUAAGCCUUGGCGGCUUUAUCCUUGGCGUUGUUUCAUUUUAAAGCAAUUUCUACUCUUAGCCGUUAUCUGUGAAGCCAUUUGUUCCUUAGGACCGUUUUUUGUUUUUAUUUUAUUUUUAUAAAGCCAUAGUCAAAUUGAAGUUUUUUAAAACUUGCAUCCAUCCCCCCCACCCCUUCCCUCCCCCUUGGGACAACACCAAAGACCCCCUGAGGAGUUUAUAGCUUUUUCCGGCCAUCUGUGUUUUUAAAAGCAAUACUGUAUUAUACACAAAUUCUAUUGCAUGCUCAAGGCCUCCCCUGGGCCCACCACCCCUUCCCCUAUUUUAAAGAUAAGCCUUUAAUCCUAACAGACCCCGAUUUCUUCCCUAGGAACUUAAAAAGCUGUCUGCGCACAAGAAUUUUAUUUUUUUACAAAAAAAGGGAAAAAAAAGACCCAUAAAGGAACGGAUGGGAGCCUUCGCGCCAACCCUCCCAAGCCGUGCCUGCUUCUGCUCGGUGUCAUGAUCCGGGGUUAGGAAUGGGCACAUUCCAUUUUCCUUUCUGCUCUUAAAAUUGGGGGUACCUUGACGGAGGAGAGCUGGACCCCAGCCUGCUUUGGGGAGGGGGAGGCAUGGGUGAGGAAACCCCCCUCCCCCCAUUCAUUGGAGCAGCUCCAGCGUCUGACUUCUGAAAAUGCCUGCUGUUGGGUUUUUCAGGUGUAGGAGGGGGCUCUGCUGCUCUUAUUGAGGAGGGGGCUUGCAGUGGGACCCAGAGCUGCCUUGAGAGAGAAGCAAACGCCGAUUUCUCGAGGGUGGGGUGGGCAAAGGUUUUCCCAGCCCUCCCCUUCUCUGUAGCACCUCUGUCCUCUUAAGUCUGCUGCAUCCCCAAAGUUGGGGAUGGGGUCUUGAACGCCUUUGCCCGUCUCUUCCUUGAAGCAGGGCGAGUGGGUGGGCUUGGCAGCCUCCUGGUUCCCCCCCCCCUCCCCUGUAGAAAGUUCUCUCCCGCUCUCUUAGAAGCCCCUCCGGAUCCUGCUUGGCUUCACCAUCCGAUCUCUUCUUGCAAAGGUCGAAUAGUAAAAUAAAGCAAUUUGAAAUCCGAAAGGGAAAAAGGGGGAUUUUAAAAAAAAUCCGUCCAUGGUGGAAGCCAGAGAUAAGAAGUCAUGGGAACGGGCUUUUUCCUGCGGUAGACCUGACUCGAUCCAGACCUGGGGGGGUUGUUUUUUUUUUUAAUUUCAUUUUUUAAAUUUUAUUUUAAUUUCCUUCUCCUGACGAGGAUAGCUGAUCUAAUUAGGAUGCCGGGUUUAUUUUUUCCUUGUUAAACGAGACUAUUGUGACCUGUAACUUACCUUCAAAACAAAACAAAAAAAAAGGAAAUUUAAAUUAUGUGAAUUGAAUGUCUGGAGUAUAAUUUGUGCGAGAAUAGUAUCUGUAAAUACAUUUAAAUGAACUGUAAAGAUAUUUAAUAAAUAUAGUAUUUAUACAA
Messenger RNA from Thamnophis elegans (Western terrestrial garter snake), 5115 nucleotides. It is a transcript of the gene PPTC7, whose product is annotated as protein phosphatase targeting COQ7. The transcript is spliced from 6 exons. Bases 442 to 1335 code for a protein of 297 amino acids. The record is from RefSeq and is a predicted model, not a curated record. NCBI's taxonomy places the organism in Eukaryota, Metazoa, Chordata, Lepidosauria, Squamata, Natricidae.